GGUGGUGCAGUUGUCACUUUUUUAAUCUAGCUACGUGUGUACUUCUGUGCUGGCAGCGCCCAUGUAGGACGCCUCGCUUCUUUCUUCUUAUUCUGAGUUCGUGAGCAUUUAGCAGACACGAGGCGCUUAUUCCCGUGAGUCAGACCCUGGCAGUAUUUUGCCUGAUGUUGUAACUAAUUAAAUGUGUUGUUUUUUGUGUGCUGGCUAGCUUCUCAGUGCUAGUUGAUAGUAACUGAAGAUUAACAUCUGACAGAUCUGCCUCUUGUCUUCGGCGACCAGUUCUAACGGUGGUAUGAAUCAAAUGGAGAUGUCCAGGAGAAGCGCCAGGUUGGGCACCAAGGAUCUGCCCGACGACGAUGCAGCCAGCACCAGCUCCACUGGCUCCACGGGUCAGGUCUCCUACAGAGAGACUCCAGUCAGGAUCUUCAAAAGGAAGACUGGGGGUCGUAAGCCGGCGGGCUCUUCGCGAACCUCCAGCCGUGAUAGCAGCGUGUCCGGCGAGACGGUCAACCAGAGCAGUGACCCAAUCCAAACGGACAGAUACCCUAGCGUGUCCCCCUCCGUGCGGAGUGUGGUGUCGGUGCUGCGUGCACCCAUAGGGAGGUCCAGCAGCAGCAGUCGUUUCCAGCAGGAGGCUCCAGGCUUCUCCUCUGGGUACUCGUCCUCUGAAGAGGCCUACUACAGGCCCAGCCCCAGCCCCAGUGCCAGCGGCGCCUCCAGUUCCCUGCAGUCUCCAGCAGAACCAGAGUUUAGCUUGAAAGAUGCUCUAAGAUCUCCUGCUCAGUCUCUGGUGAUGGUGUACUGGUGGAUGGGCUCAGCCUGGUACAGUCUCACCUCAGGAAUCACAUUCCUGGAUGUGUUCCUACUCAGCAGGCGCACUGCAGGUGUGAGGAAGGCCAUUCUCCUCUUCCUCCUCGUCCUCCUCCUGGCAUUCGGCAUGUGGUAUUGGUAUCCCCACCUCUCACGCAGUCUGUCUCAGAUAUAUGUGAAGAGCAAGCCCAGCCCAGCUCCACCAGGCCCCAUCCAGCACAGAGUUAACGAUGGCAUCCCUCCGGCCAGUCUGUCCAUCCUGAAGGAGGAGAUCUAUAGGCAGCUGCGUGAGCAAGAGGCCCGGUGGUCAGAAACCGCGUCCCAAAACCUGGAGAGUGUAAAGAGAGAGAUCACUCUUCUGAAACAGGACGAACAGAAGCAGAAGCAAGCAACUGAGGUGCUGCAGACUGCUAUUAAGAAUCUUCAAAACGAAAAAGUGACAAUUACAAGUGUGCACUCCGAGCAGCAGAACUCGCUGGGCCAGGAGCUGGAGGGGGUCCAGCAGCAGAUCACACUGCUGAGAUCUGAAGUGUCCGACCUGCGUGCCGCCUCAGACUCACUCCAGAACAGGAUCACAUCCCAGGAAGCUUCUCAAACCAAAGCUGCUGCUCAGCUGAAGGAGGACUUGUCCAGCUGGCUUCUGCAGAAACUCUCAUCGCAGCGCCAGCCCCAGCCUCUGCCCAGGGACGUGGUGCUGCAGCCUCACCUGCAGGGGGCACUGGAGGCCCUGGAGCAGCGUCUGCUGACGCGCCUGGCAGAGGAGAAGGAGAGCCAGAAGACGGACGCCUGGAGGACUGUGGGGGAGACGCUGCAGAGGGAGGGGGUGGGGGCCAUCACCGUUCAGGAUGUGGAACAGAUUGUGCACCGAGCCUUGAGUUUGUACCGAGCUGACGGGAUUGGCAUGGCUGACUAUGCGCUCGAGUCUUCAGGGGCGAGUGUGAUCAACACGCGCUGCUCUGAGACGUACAGGACCAGGUCGGCUUGUCUGAGCCUCUUUGGGUUCCCCCUGUGGUAUCACUCCGAGAGCCCCCGCACGGUCAUUCAGCCUGAACUGUACCCUGGGAAAUGCUGGGCUUUCCGUGGGGGCGAAGGCUUCCUGGUGAUCGCGCUGUCCUAUCCAGUGCGCAUCACUCACGUGUCCCUGGAGCACCUCCCGAAGGUCCUCUCUCCCACCGGCCGCAUCGACAGUGCCCCCCGCAGCUUCGCUGUCUACGGUAUGUCCAAUGAGCACGAGGAAGGCACCGCUCUGGGGACCUUCACUUAUGAUCAGAAUGGGGAACCUGUCCAGACCUUCAAACUCCCGGCCCCGGUGAGGGACGCGUACCGGAUGGUGGAGCUGCGUAUCCUGAGUAACUGGGGCCACCCAGAGUACACGUGUGUGUACCGCUUCCGAGUGCACGGCGAAGCAGAGGAGGCCUGAAGACAGGAGCACAGCACGGGGGGGGGGGGGGGGGGUGAGGAAGGAGUAGAGAGCGGUCAGUUGAGAUUUCAGUUAGACCCCCCCCCCCCCCUCUCUCUUUCUGUCCACUGUCCACUCAUGAAGGUGAUACUGCUCAUUAGAUCAGGAGUUAUCACACAAAACUGCCUCAUUCAUAAACACACACACACAUUCUGUUUCACUCACUGUUUCACUCACAGACACAUGCACACAGUGUUGGAAAGUAACGGAUUGCUGAUUUUAUAAAUCCAUGUAGUUACAUUAUAGUUUAAAUUUUUUUUAAAGAUUGCACCAUUAUACUCUUUUGUAAACAAGCUACUGCAUCAGACAGGCCUCCAACUGACCCAUCUUCUCACCCGUGUUGACACACCAGUAAACAGGAAAGCGUGAAAAAGUGUCCGAGCAUGUUCAAGAAAGUGUUACAUCUGUUGUCCUCUGCUCUAGUGCUGCAAAAAGCAAACAUAAGGAAGGUUACAUCUCUUAAUAUGUUGCUAGUGAAAACAGAACACAAAAUAUCUGCUAAGCGAUGAAAAUAUCAUUUGACUUUACCAAAUUAUUUUUGAAAAUCAGUGAUGCAAUCUGAAAGUUACAUUAUUUACGAUUUUACAAUAGAAAAUAUUUUUACCCAUGUAAAUUCCAUAGUGUAAUUCACCCAUACUGUGUGUGUGUGUGUGUGUGUGUGUGUGUACUCAAAACCACAGGCAACGCAUAAUAUAAUAUUUCAGUCACAGAUUACAGAUAUGUACAUUUGUUGAAUACUUUGCACUAUUUAAGCAAAUUUAUUGCUAUUGACAAAUGCAUAGGAAUGUUUCCCCUUUGCUAUUUAUUGUUUGUAUUGAUGAAGAGAGGCUUCUGGUGUUCUGCUACUGCAUCUGUUGCUUAAUUUGGCUUUGUCUGAUGCUUUAUGGUCAUUUUAUGCACUGCCAGUUCUCAGCUAGCAACACAUGCCUAAGAGGAGGUAAAGUUCGUCUGCGGGUGUUAAUCUCUCCUCUUGCUUUAAAUAUAUUCAUUAGUGAGACCAUAUCACAUUUCUCCAGUACAGAGAUGCGCUCAGCAAACUAUAUUGACAUGCAUGCUAGACAUGAUGCUGUUUGCAGUUUGAUAGCUGACUAAGAUUGAAUGUAUUACAUCUGUUUGAAAUAUUUUUAUUUUGGUUUGUCAAAUACAGUGUUAUUUUAGUUUCUUUUCUUAGUAAAGCAUUUUUAGGAACUGAUUAGUAAACUGAUUUUAUUUAAAGAGAGUGUGAACAUGUAACUUGCAGGUUAAAUUUGUCACUGUUGGUAGGCGAUCCAUGGAGCUGGACAGUGGGUAUACCCCGAACAUUCUAUUAAACACUGAUUGGCAAUGGAAAAAAAAACCUGUUGCAGCGAUUACCAGUUGUCACCUGAUUGUUUUAACAAUCAUACUUUUUGAAACAACACUGUAUGAAGUUAUAACAAUUAAUCAACCAACCAUGGAACAAAUAACAUUCCAUACAUCAUACUAGGAGUCAUCUCUGGCUGGGGGGCACCAGCCCCAUGUGCAGCACUAGAUUAACCACAGGUGCUUCUGUCCCAGCGGAGCCACAUUUGUGGGUGACAUUAGCUGUACCGACACCAAGAUUCUUAUUUUGUUUUUUAAAUACAGUACACUUCAAGACAUUUAAAGAUUUUUUUGUUUGCUUCAUUUCCCUACAAAUUAAUUAAUUAUCUUAGCCUGCAAGUUUCUCUUUAAGCCAUUUGUUAAAGCAUUUCUAUUUUUUGCUUCCAAACUGAUACUUGAAACUGGGUCAUGGAUGGAAAUAUUUGACUAUAUAUUUUUGUAGGGCCAUAACUAUUGGAACAGACUUGAAUCCAUCGGGGCUAUAAUAUUGUUUUGUAAUAUGUAAAAAAAAAAAAAAGAAAUGUAUUUUGAAAUGUUAGAAAAAAUCAGUCACAUUCAUUAAGAUUUUGUAUUUGAGAUUUUUUUAAGUGUAAAUAUUGGCCUCAUUCUUUUUUAAUAGUUUUGUUUUCAGUGUAAGAUGUGAUCAUCAUAGGCUUCUUAUGUAAACACAACUGAUAUAGUAUUACUAAACAAACUCUCCAAAAGGCUAAAAUCCAUAACAUAGAUUCAAAGAAGGUAGAAUUACACAAACACAAGUCUGUACUCAAAACUUGAGCUCACAGCCUUACUGUCUUCAUGGGCACAUGAAUGUUAACAAGUCAGUGGUUGGUCAUGUUUAAAUAUUAUGCCUCUAGCCAUGUCUUUAUUUACAAGACCGUGCAUCAGAACACUGUUCUUAACACAUGUUAAAUUGCUGGGAGUAACAUGGCAUAUAGUUAUGCUAAACAGAUCAUCAUAUAUUUUACCUCUGCAUUUAUAGAUUAAAAGAUUUUGUGGUACUGAAUGUAUUUGAAUUGUGUAUGGGUCAGAUUUCUAAAACAAGCUGAAAGAUUACCGUAACCAAGUUUAUAUAUAAACUGGACUAGAAUAUUGAUAUAUAACAUUUGAGUGAAAGUUAAACAUUUUCAAGGUGUUCCUUAGUGGUGGAUAAACAUUGCCUUGUGUUUAAACUUCUGAUUAUUUAUGCCUUUUUGUCUUUAUCUGCAAGAGUAAAACUGAUCUUUGUAUUGUGCUUGUUUUAUUCUAUCUUAUACCACUGAAAAAAAGUGUCUAAUUUAACAAAACGUAUAUUCAACAUAUUAUGCACUCAAGUAUUUUCAUUUUCAAGGGUGUUGAGAAAUAUGGAAUAAAAAUGUUUUACCUCAUUGUGAAAGUAAUCACCAAUACGUCAAUCACAGUAAAUUACUCAACAUGUUACGGUACAUUUCAGAUAUUCUCAGAAGUAUUUUAUUUUAUUUUUUAUUUUAUCCAUUGUUUUUAUCCAUGUCUCCUGUAACAUAAAUUGACAUUGGUUGUUGGAUAUAUUUUCCCUUGCUGGUUUGGGGAUGAUAAGAUAUUUUAUGACAGGGUAUCAUGACUAAAGUGCUUCUUGCUCCUUUGACAUAGCUCAUAAAUAGCUGUAGAACAUGUUGUGUAGUGUCUUGAUUAUCAGAUAUUUUCCCCCACAUGCAUAUAAGCUAACCAUAGCUGAAUAUCCGUAAUCAAGCAUUGCUUUUGUAAUAUUUGUAUUCUUAAAUAAAGUUAUUACUUUAAUAAUUGGA
Messenger RNA from Alosa sapidissima (American shad), 5370 nucleotides. Its product is annotated as SUN domain-containing protein 2-like. Gene Ontology annotation, biological process: nuclear envelope organization. The record is from RefSeq and is a predicted model, not a curated record. Gene Ontology annotation, molecular function: protein-membrane adaptor activity. The transcript has 18 exons. Lineage: Eukaryota; Metazoa; Chordata; Actinopteri; Clupeiformes; Clupeidae. The coding region runs from base 293 to 2230 and encodes 645 amino acids. Gene Ontology annotation, cellular component: nuclear envelope; meiotic nuclear membrane microtubule tethering complex.